AUGAUCACUGGUUUAUACCCCUCCAGUCACGGUAUCGUCGCCAAUAUGUUCUAUGAUCCAAAGUUCAACGAGGAUUUCAACUACAAGAUCCCCGACAAGAGCUGGGACCUCAAAUGGUGGGGCGGUCAACCAAUCUGGGAGACAGCAGUGCUCCAAAACCAAAAGUCGGCCGUUAUCAUGUGGCCAGGUGGAGAAUCCGAAAGACCCGUUCGACCAACAUACCAUAUGCGAUUCAAAUCUAGCAACCCCGUCCUGGAGAAAGUCGAAGCCCUCCUGAAAUGGAUCGAUCUUCCAAGGGAGGAACGCCCGACCGUCAUGGCAGCCUACAUCUCGGAGGUCGAUAAUGCUGGACAUUUGAAUGGACCCGAUUCCAAGCGCUGUCAAAGGGCGUUGGGCGAAGUUGAUGCAGCAUUAGGAGUCCUUCUGGAAGGUCUACGAGCCCGGAACCUGGACAAGAUCAUCAACUUGAUGUUAGUCAGCGACCAUGGAAUGUCCUACGUGACCCCAGCCCAAGGUAUCCACUACGACGACUACAUCGACACUUCCGACCUCCUCUUUGAAGAAUCCCUCCAACCCCAUCUCGGCAUCCGCACCAAAACCACAAAACGGACCAUGGAGAUCUAUCAUCAACUCAAACGCGCUCAAUUGAGGGACAACCUGCCCUUUAAGGUGUAUAAGCGAGAAGAGAUCCCCACUCGGUAUCACUACUCGGACAAUGACAGGAUCGCGCCCGUGGUGGUCAUGGCUGACCCGGGAUAUGUGAUGACUCGACGGGAUAUGGGACUGGAUGUGGUGGGCGUUCAUGGAUGGGACCAUGAGUCCAAGGAUAUGCGGGCGAUCUUUAUGGCCUCUGGACCCUCUUUCCCGCCACUGCAAGCCAACCCUGAAUCUCCAAUAGAUGGCGAGGAUACCAACAGGACUGGAUCCGAGAGUAACAACAUUAGUUUGCCACCGUUCGAGAACGUCGAAUUGUACGAGAUCAUUGCACGGACGGUCGGGCUUCAGAUUGCAGAGGGCUCAACCGACGGUCUCCAUCGUGGCUAUCUCGCCAAACCUUGUUAA
Messenger RNA from Linnemannia hyalina, 1062 nucleotides. The record is from the annotation of a GenBank genome assembly. Lineage: Eukaryota; Fungi; Mortierellomycota; Mortierellomycetes; Mortierellales; Mortierellaceae.